UCUCUCUCUCUCUCUCUCUCUCUCUCUCUCUCUCUCUCUCUCUCUCUCUCUCUCUUCUCUCUCUUUCUCUCUGUUUCCUUUAAGCCCGCGAUUCUUCCGUCCCGUCGAAAGUGUGACCGUUUUCCCGGAGCUUAUUAUGCUACGCUCGUCAUCAUUAUCAUCGUCAUCAUCAUCAUCGUCGAAGUCAUCGUCGUCAUCGUCGUCUCGUGAUAGGUGCGGAAAGUUCACGGGCACGUGCGUGUGCGUGCGCGCGCGCGUUCGUGCGUGUGUAUACACACGUCAUUUGCUUAUUUGCGCUUAUUUGCAAAUUGAUCAGGAGCCGAGCGAGCGAGAGCCUCGCUUGCGUUCUCGCGCGCGAUGCUGGCUCGCUCCGGGGGAUCGUCCUUCAACGGCACGUCCAGCGACGUGUAAUAACGCUGACCGCGCCGCGAGCCAGCGUUUCGCACGUUUCUUGAAAAUAAUCUGUUAUCGGAUGCUUCGCUCGGAUUUCGCGAUCAGCGAUUGCAGCCCUCCAAUUUUUUACUCUCGCUGUACGGGGCGACGAAUUCCGAAGCACGGUGCAGAAACGCGAUUGUACAAUGCCCAAAAGUCCCUUAGCUCACUCUCGCAUAUGCAUCGCGAGUUUUUGCGAAAAAUGUGCCACUACCCUUCGAGACUCGACAUUAUAUCGUUGCACGUUACGUAAAAGUUUCUACGGCGACCUGUGUUUUUCAUAAACUUUUGGAAUAAAUUUAUUUACCGUGCGAUACACAACGUUGACUUUGCAAAACUCAAGGACGACACCCUAACGCGUGGAGUUCGCGCUGCACCUGGUAGUCUCUGGUAUUACUGCACGCUGUUUCAAAAGCUCGAGACACCCGACUGUGAGAGAAUCUGAGAGAACACAAACAUUCGAAGUGUUCUAAUCGCAUUACCGUGUAUCAUGCAAGCUACAUUGUGCGUCUUAAUCUCUGUUAACAAAACGUGCAGCUGUGCAAAUUGAUUCUCGGGCUUGAAAAUGAAGAUGUUCUUUAUCUCGCACUUGCUGAAAACCUAAUGACAUAUGUGGAUAUUACAAUAAUAAUAACAAGCCAUAUGUCCUUUUCAGAUAUGACACUCUCAGUGCAUGCCACACCUUGUAAUUGCUCAAGAGAUUAUUCGAUAUCCAUGAAUGAUGACCUGCUGUGUACUGUUAAUAAACCACUUUGAGGCAAACGCGCUGUGAUGGAGUGGACGAUAUCCCCCACAGCAUGGGUUGUCAUAUGGAGCUGCCUGCUGCCAGGCCUUCACCUAGCUCCACAGGCAUCUCCCAAGCAAGUGCCGUGCGAUAAGACGAGGAAGGUCUUCACGGACUCGUGGGGUAUCAUCAGCGAUGGGCCUAUGGGCUCCAAUUAUACUCAAGAUUCUCACUGCGAGUGGCUCAUCAAAGCUAAUCAUAGCCGCCAAUUUAUUACAUUAAGUUUUCGAACAAUGGGCACAGAGUGCAGCUACGAUUAUGUGUUCGUUUAUGAUGGAGAUUCCUUUCGCUCACCGCUCUUGGGUAGCUUCAGUGGCAAGACCGAGCCGCAGCAGGUGACAUCAUCAUCUGGUUAUAUGUUAAUAUUAUUAUAUAGUGACACGAAUUACGUCCUAGAUGGGUUUCAUGCAGAAUUUUCGGUCACCAACUGUCCGAAUAAUUGUACUCAUCAUGGAAAGUGCAUUAACAAUACGUGCUUCUGUGAAAACGAUUGGGGAGGUAAAGAUUGCUCCCGAGCUCUCUGUCCAAACAGUUGCAAUGGCAAUGGUACUUGUGGAGUGAAAAGAUGUGAAUGCAAGCCCGAAUAUUCCGGACAAUCUUGCUCGUUGCAUCAAACGAAUCCAGAAGGAAAUCGGUGGCAUUGGCUUUCACAUUCGGAAAGUGGGCUGAGACCACGUGCGGCUCAUACAGCAAUCUAUGUUCAGGAAACAGAUUCACUUUAUGUUUUCGGCGGCUACGAUCUCAAUUAUAUACUCAGUGACUUAGAAGUAUACAGGUUUAGCACAAGUCAAUGGGAGGAUGAAUGUGGAAAUGUAUUAGAAGGCGCGACAUCUGCCGAAAAUCUGGAUCCGACGUUGAUCGCAAUGGAAUUGCAACGCAAUCCUGGUGCCAAAGAGAUAUACGGCCUACCAACAUCAACUUUAAUCUGGAAGUUGCUUUAUAGCAUCAAAGAUAACAAUACAUUGGGUCAACAUGGUUCGCGAGAGUUCAGGAACAUGCAUAAGGACAAGGAAAACGAGAAGAGCAGAAGUAUCAUUAGGAUCGACGAUCCCAGGAGAAAACAUCCGCGACAUAUAAAACCGCGAUAUUCGCAAAUGUCAACAAGAUAUCGCAGAAACUUGGAAAACUUGUACAGAGAACAUGACGCAACGGAUAUGCAGAACGAUGACGUGAAAUGGGAAGAACGAAUCGUGGAGGGAUCCGCGGAAGAAAAUAUUUUCGAUCCACAGUAUCCAAAAGUAACUACGAGUGAUCCGCUGAAAGUGGAAGUUACAGAGCCAACCAUUGACGAAUUACCCAAACCGAGUCCUCGAUAUGGUCAUGCAGCGUGUAAAUAUCAAGAUGGUUUUGUGAUCUAUGGAGGAAAAGUGCAAGAUGGUUCUCUGUCAAACGAAUUAUGGCAUUACAAUGUGAAAAAACGCAUGUGGACUUUACGCGCUAAAAACUCCCCUUUCUAUCCACCCAGCCUCACAAGGCAUACUCUAACUUUGGCAGGCGACUACAUUUAUUUGUUCGGAGGUAGUACCGUUGAUGGGGAGUUUUCGUCUAGCCUUUAUAAAAUCAAGUUGCGCUUAUCAGAUUCUACACCAAUUAAUGAGAGAUGGAUGGAAGUGCGACCUCGAGGCGGUAAGGAACUUGACGUGCGCGUAGUAGCGCAUUCGACCGUAUAUCAUCAUGCUACUAAUUCCCUCCUGGUUUACGGCGGCGUGAUUGCUAGCGUCGCCCGUUUUAGUAAAUUGUCGGACCGAAUGUUCGUCUUUCAGCUGGACAAGAAGGUCUGGUCCGAGAUCUAUUAUCCACAGGCGCAUUUGCGAGAUACAUACGUACCGAGAGAACGUGCGUUCCACACAUGUAACAUCAUAGGAAAUUAUCUGGUGGUGUUUGGUGGAUAUUCUCACAGACAUAACAAAGAAGAGAUUUGUUACGAUAACCAAAUGUAUCUUUAUCAUCUUGGUUGUCAUGCUUGGGUGAGCCACGAUGUGUUAGGCUUAAACGAGGGUAAGGCAAAUAAGGAUUCUCGUUAUCCUAAGCAGCAAGGUGUAUUCGCUCAUGCGGCAGAUGUGCGUAAUGGAAAUACCUUACUGCUCGUUGGUGGAUAUCAUGGCAAUGUAAAUGCAGAUCUUCUCGCAUACACUUUGCCACCCAUGUUGGCACCAGGGGACACAGAUUUCAGGGAGCCAGAACAAAUUUGUGUGAACCACAAGAGUCUAAUGGAAUGCGCAGCAAAUCCCGAAUGUGGCUGGUGUUCCGCAGACGAAACAUGCUACGGUCGGACGAUAGGCAGCAAUUGUACGACUAAUCUACAAACGACACGCUGUCCGGGAGUCUGUCCUGCCCUUGGCGACUGUCAUUCUUGUCUGAUACACGGUCAACCCGGUGGUGGUUGGGGCACGAAUUUCCGCGGGAAGAAAUCCGUGUCGAAUAAACUAAAUUUGGGCACGUGCACGUGGUGUGUCCAAAACGCUCGUUGUCAUCACAAAGAUGACAAUUACGGAGUGUGCGGCCUGCGAGACGACACGCCCUCGCAGAUACCAGGCUGGUGGGGCUCGAAAGGCACGGAAAUUAUCAAGGUCGAAGAAUGUCGGGAGAUGGACAAGAGGCCGGGUUUGACCUUCCUCCAGUACAAACCGCCAGUGAACUUCAGCCAACCCGACUCAGUCGCUAUAGUAAACGCGACCACAGUCGACUUCAAUAUACAUAGUAUGCAUGGUGGAAAGACGGAAUCAACACUAGGCGGCGAGAUAAUCGCCAGAUUGACUGGUUUCCUCAGACCGCCUCAUUAUUUUUGGGACAGUGCAGCGGAACAUUUGAAGAUCUGCGUCAGUUAUAACACCGCGACGCUUCACGUAUCGCGAAACGAUGAUCCUGAUAAAUUGGAACUGGUUGCUAAUCUAACUGCGGAGACAUCGCAGUGUAUACCGACGAAAUGGCCAGACGGACAUGCGAUAGAGCUACAACCAGGCAACCGCUAUCUAUUAGACUUCGAGUCGAAAAGAAUAGUGACCGCAAGUCACGCUUCUGCGAGUAAAAUGGAGAUCAUGCAUAAUAAGAAACCAGAGAAUCCGAAGGUUUUUACAUUCGAGUACUUGGAGCCGUAUCAGAAUGGCUCUUGCCAUCAGUAUGACAACUGUCUGUAUUGCUUGUCUGACUCCUCGUGCGGCUGGUGCGACAUCACCAAUCAAUGUUUACCGCGCUCCGCCAACGAGACGGAGAGCUGCGCGGUAGACGUGGAGGGGGACGAGGAGCGCGGCGAGGCGAUACGCGAAUGGCACUACCUGACAAUUACGCCAACGACGUGCGCCAACUGUACCAAUUAUAUCUCCUGCGAAUCGUGCGUGAGCACUAAUCUGUGCGAAUGGUGGACUGAGGAGGCAAAGUGCGCGCGAAUCGGUCGAUUGCCCAACGCCGUGGUAAGUUUGGAUCAGUGCCCGAUUCCGUGCCGACAGCGCUCCAACUGCACGCAGUGCCUGGACGAGCGCGGCAGAUGCGUGUGGUGCGAGGCCACACGGGAGUGCUUCUCAUUCUCCGUGUACACGUCGGAGUAUCAGUUCGGCCUAUGCCGCGAGUGGAUGGACCAGGCGGGCUUGAUGGGUGUCACGUCGCGCAGCGGCGACUCAUCGCUUACUGGCAGCGAUCAGUGUAAGAGCUGCAGCCGACACUCCAAUUGCUCGAGUUGUCUGCACUCGCUCAGUUGCGGUUGGUGCUAUAGCCUGGAGAAUCCCAUCACCGGCGUGUGUGUGCAGGGCGACUUCAAUCAGGCUCACGUCAACUGCAGUGCGGUCAUCAACGAAUAUCGAAACAGCAGUCUAAGGACCGACGAGUCCGGCUGGGCAUACGCGCAAUGCCCGGAUGUGGACGAGUGCGAUCUCGGCUUGCACGAUUGCCAUCCCGACGCGCUUUGUACCAAUACCCACGGCAGUUACAGUUGCCAAUGUAAACGCGGUUUUAAUGGCGACGGCAAGGAGAAUUGUACUAAGACCUGUUACGAGAGAUGCGUCAACGGAUAUUGUAGCGAGGCGCCUGAUUACAAGUGUGAGUGCAACCUGGGCUGGACCGGACCGGAUUGUCGGACCAAUUGCGGCUGCUAUAACCAUUCCACGUGCCUGCAAGGACCAGGCAUCUGCGACGAAUGUCAAGACUGGACCACUGGACGUUACUGCGAGGAAUGCAAGGCGGGAAGUUACGGGAACGCGACAACGCCAUUAGGCUGUCGCGAAUGUAACUGCAACGGACACGGUGAUGUAGAACUUGGCAUUUGCGAUCAGCAGACUGGUAUAUGUUUCUGCCGCGACAACACCGAGGGUGAUAAAUGCCAGCGCUGCAAGCGGGGUUACUACGGUGAUCCGCGUGAUAGCGGGAUGUGCUAUUACGGCUGCAUGUCACGGGGUAUGCUGGGCAGCGAAGGAACCGGCAAGCAAGGCCUUGGUAGUCGACACUCGCAAUCUACGCUUUGGGACAAUUAUAUGGGCGACUCGCCAACGAAGGAGUGCCUCUGGAUUGUCAGUCCCGAGACGGAUCUCUCUUUGGAUGCGAUCUCAGCGAUUCAGAGCGUGAUACAAUUUACUAUUCAUGACGACAUCAACGUAAGUUGCCAGGAGAACAGCGUGUACGUGUACGACGGUCUACCCGAAUUCGUUUCGUCUACCGGUGGCCACCAGAGCCAACUACUGGGUGUGUACUGCACGGAGAGCACCGACUAUCCGGUGACGGUGGAGGCAAAGUCUGGAUUUUUAACGGUGCAUUACAAACAAUUGGACGAAGUGGAGGGUUUUAACGCGAGCUACGUGAUAAUGACGUGCAACGAUUGCCCGGGGAACCGCGAGUGCCGCAACGGCAACUGUCUCUGUAAAUCCGGUUUUGUCGGCAUCAACUGUGAUGUAGAGAUCUGCCCAAACAAUUGCACCGCCGCUGAGAAACACGGUGUCUGCGACAAGGGCUAUGGCCGUUGUGUCUGCGUGCCGGGCUACGGCGGCCGUGACUGCUCUAUUCAACUAAAAAACAAUCAGCUGAUAUUCACGGAACUUUUCAAUUCCGAGUAUCUAGCCGAUCAUCUGGAUCACUUGAGGAAGACACUGCCGCGCUUCGGACACAGUCUAGUGGCCGAUCGACGUGGCAGUUUGUGGAUGUUCGGCGGCUACUCGCUGAGCCACGGACCGUUAAACGACAUCAGGCUUUUCGAUACAAAGAACAACACAUGGAUGCCGGUGACGGUAGAGUCCACGUCGGAGGCGUCUAUGCCACAGGGGCGCUACUUUCACGCCGCCGAAAUUGUGCACAGCAGACAACAGAUCUACGUCUACGGCGGUCUGUCGAUGAAGGACGAGGAUGUGCAGGGACUGUCGAACAAUACCCUUAGCGACUUUUGGAAGUUCAGUUUGCAGAACCAGCGAUGGAGUCAGAUCGUGCAGGACGGCAAAAAGGAACCGCUGCCUCUAGCUGGUCAUACGUUAACCUUGCGCAGGGAUGGAGAAUCGGAGAGUCUGAUUCUUAUCGGUGGUUUCAGUCCCAAGUACGGAUACCUGGACACCGUUUGGGAGUUUAAUCUGGAAACGGAGACCUGGGGCACGGUGAACACUAUGGGGAACGGACCCCUUGGUAUUUAUGGCCAUUCCACAGUAUAUCAUAGCAAGUCCGACAGCUUCUACGUCUUCGGUGGUUACACUUACGCGGUAAAUAAAACGUUUAUCUCGAACAAAUUAUACUCCUUAAAUUACAAGACACGAACGUGGUCUGUACUUCCGCCAUUUGAGGACGACUUCACCGAUGGCAGCAGUUUACCUCAAGCUCGGUUCCUUCAUUCCGCGGUUACGACGGACGAGUAUAUGGUGAUAUUUGGCGGCCGGCAAAAUCCUCACAAUACCUCGGACUCGCUGAUAGCGUACAAGUACUCGUGUAAUCUGUGGAUACGUUUGAUUACAAAAGACAUGGAGACAAUUGGUAGUCCGCCGCCGCCGGCAUACGCCCACGCGAUGACCCACGCCGAUCCGGAGUCGAAUGCGGUUUAUGUGGUCGGCGGCUUCGACGGCGGCAUCAAAAAUCAUGUCACGUUGAUCAGCAUACCGGAAGAUCUAUGCAACCUGUGGAGGGACAAGAUUACGUGCAGGAAAUAUUUUGGUUGCUCAUUUUGCGCCUUCACCACCCUCAACGGUACCAAUAUGUCCCUCUGCUUUUCGAACGAGGUGUCGAGCAAUAGGGGCGACAAAUGCGAUAUUGUCAACGUAACCCAGGCCCAACGAUCGAACGGGAUAUUCUGCAAUUCAGAGUGGAUGACGAGCAGAAAGUGCCAGAACUUCCGGACCUGCACGGAGUGUCUGGCGGAGUGGCCAUAUUAUAGGGACGACAAGCCAGUCUGCAAAUGGUGCACCAACUGUCCGUAUGGUAGGUGCAUUCCCGCGGACAGGGACUGCGACGAACAACAGGCACAAGAACCUGCGAACAGGUGUAUCGUUUCGGUGACCAACGUAAAUCUGUGCGGAGAGCGGCGGUGUGCGGCGAGCGACUGUGAGAAGUGCAAUAGCCUGGUCGACUGCGUGUGGACAAGGCAGGUGCUGAGGACCAACGAGGUGGGAAUGAAAUUGACGAGCGAGCCGAUCUACAAUUGGAAUUGCGUGCUGGACGACAUUUUUGAGCGGUCCAGCAUCAAAUUGAGCAACAACAUGCAGUGCGAGAAGAGAUGCUCCGAGCACAAGGACUGCGGCAGCUGCCUAAAAGGCUCCGGUGCCGAGGGUGGAUGGAGUGAAUGCAGAUGGUCUACGCAACUAAACGAAUGCAUCUCGCCGUCGUAUCAACCGCUCUAUUGCGCCGGCGGUGUUUGCGGCCUAGUGCUGCGUAGCGCGGACAUUGACCGUUGCCCGGAGCCAUGCUCGGUAUUCAAGCAGUGCAGCACUUGCUUGAAACAUUCGCAUUGUGGCUGGUGCUCCCUGGACUCCGCCAACGUGACUGGUCAAGGAAUAUGCACGGAGGGAUCGCUCGAGGCGCCAGCAGACCACCCGGCGGGUGGUACCUGCGAGAUGCUCUAUCGUCAACACUUCCCGGAGGUCGAGACCGCGCUGACUACCACGACUACAUUAAAUCCGUUGUAUCAUUUGGAGGCAUCCGCUGUCCUGGAAGGACAGCAACAGGACAAUGUUACGAUGUCGUUGCUCAACGCUCAACCGAAGCUGAAGGAGUUCUCCUGGCACUAUGUGCGCUGCCCGCCGGAGAACGAGUGCGAGAACGGGCACCACACAUGCUCGCCGAAGAGCGAGAAGUGCUUUGACCUGGAGGAAGGCUUUGAGUGCAAAUGCGGAGACGGAUACAAGACCGAGUCUACCUGGGGGAACUCUGACUUUGGCAAGAAGAUCUGCGUGCCCAUGUGCACGCAGGGCUGCGUGAGGGGUACAUGCGUCAAGCCCGAUCUAUGCCGUUGCGACUUCGGCUACGUCGGCUCGAACUGUUCCAUCCAGUGCCAGUGCAACGGCCACAGCGACUGCGCUGGUCCGGACAAGCUUGACAAUUGCACGAAAUGCCACAACAACACGAUGGGAAAGCAAUGCGAGAAAUGCUUACCCUUGUACGUUGGCAAUCCCGCGGACAACGGCCAGUGCGUGCCAUGUCUCGAGUACUGCAACGGACAUACACGGAUCUGCAUCAAUGACAGCAUGACCGUGCCCGAUCCAAACGCGGUGGACAAAAUGUCAAUAGAGAAGCUGAGCAGACAACUGGGUGAAGGACCGGUGGCGAAGGCGAAGUGCAUCAACUGCGGGAACAACACGAGAGGCGACAAGUGCGGCGAAUGCAUGAUUGGUUACUUCCGCGGGACGGAGGAUCUUCGGGACAAAUGCCGGCCGUGCGAGUGCCAUGGUCACGGCUUCACGUGUGAUCCCGUGACCGGUGAAAAAUGCAACUGCGGCAACAACACCGAAAGCGAGCCGUCCUGCGUCAGUGGUCCUAUAAAGAGCAACACGAACACUGGCGGCACGCCGUGUUGGAUGGUGCAAUGCAGCAAGUGCAGGGAAAACUAUGCCGGUACUCCGACAAUGGGCCAUCAGUGCUACAAGACUGUCACGGUUGACAAUAAAAUGUGCUUCGAUUCAAAAUUGAUAGCAUCUUACGAUGAGUGCAAGAUGAAACCGAAACCCCUGAACCCUGGCCAAACCGUUUUCUACAUGGUACAGCCGCGCUUCAUGAACGUGGAUAUCAGAGUAACAGUCGAUGUCACCCAAGGUGCUUUGGAUCUGUUUCUAAGUCCUCGGGAUGAUUCUUUCGUCAUCACUUUGAACUCAUCGACUGGAUAUCAAGAUGUCGAACUAGAUAGCAGAUUCAGAUUGCGGCCGGAUCAACCCACCAACAGAUUCCGGAUUGUUGAAUUUCAUCCUCACUUUGGAAUGGUUAACGGUACCACCACGGAUCCGACUCGAUGGAACACUGGACAGCAGUAUUACGUGAUAGAGCGCUCGCUCGAGGAUGAUUUAGCCAGCUUUCUGACGAUCGAGAGGCGAAACACCUUUCUGGUGAUCCGUAAUUUGACGAAUCGAUUGGUACUGACGUUGCCGCAAGACAAACACGAGUUGGGCCAGACUAAGUUUCAUAUCGCGCUACGAGCGAUUGAUCCGGCUAAUCCAGAAGUGAACGGCCGUGCCGCCUACGGGAUGAUCUUCUUCCGUCAGGAUCAAUUGCACAUCGAUCUGUUCGUUUUCUUCUCGUGUUUCUUCUCUUGUUUCUUCCUAUUCUUAGCGGCGUGCGUAGUCGCGUGGAAGGCGAAGCAGACGGCGGAUUUGCGCCGCGCCCGACGUCGUCACGUUGUGGAAAUGCUGCACAUGGCGAAGCGACCGUUUGCCUCCGCGACGAUACUCUACGAUCGGGACAGCGGUGAGUGUAGCCCGAACUCGCCGCAACGUAAGGGCAGACGGAGUAAGCACGUAAGCUUUCACAGCGACGUAAGACCAGUGGCAGUGGAGCCCACCGACGACGGCGUCGCAGCGGUAGCGACGGUGUUCAUUAGGCUACCCGGUGGCCGCCAAGCACCUGUCAAACUGGCUCUGGGUAGUUCGCUCAUACUUUUGACUAGAGUCUAUCCAGUCAACAGCAGAGUGUUUUUGAGACGUAGAAAUAGUCACGCGACGAACUGAACCGACGUUACUGUGGAAACUCGAUCUCGACGACUUUCGAGUUCCACAUCUCGGGCCCCGAUAUUCUCAUUGAACUCUUCGAUAAGAGUCACUGACGUUUGAACAACUACUGCUACGGAUCGUAGCUGUAGAAUUAGGGUAUAAUGGACCUGAAAUUAGUCUGUAGACUUAACGGGCAGCCUCCCUUUUUGGGGACGGUUUUAAUAUGAUAAAAAUAAUGGACAGAUGAACUCAGGAUAUAACGUAAAUUUUAAUAAAAUACAUUUUUUAUUACUCGAAACAUUUUAUUUUACUGCUUAUAAUUUUAUCUUUUCUAUUGAGAAACUGUUCUUUUUUUUUAUUAUCGCUCUCACACAUAUUGAUUGGCUAUAAGAACAAUAAUAUUGUCUAUAAACCGCAGACAUAUAUAAAAUAAAUAUUAAUAAUGUAAUAUUCCGCCGAAUUUUAUUACGAAUAUUGGAUUCAUGGAUCUAGAAAUAAUCGCAGAUUUUUCGAAUCGUAGAUAAAAUUAUAUAUAUAGAUAUCUAAAUAUAUAAAAAUUUGUAAAUAUAAAAUUCCAAAAUUUUUAAUUGGAGCUCAGAUAUAAGAGUAUUCUAUAAUUUAUUAAGAACCAGAAAAGCGUACUAAAAAUUAGAGUUGUAAAUUUCAAAGAACGGGAAAAAAUGAAUAGCGGAUCCAAGAAUCUUAUUUCGUAGAUCUGUAAAUCGAAUAAUUAUUGUUUUUUUAACUAGAUAUUUAAUAAGAUAUAGAUUGUAUAAGUAGUUAAACAAGAGGAUCGUAAGAUUAUUUAAUCUAAAUAUAAUAUAUUGUAUCGUAUACCAUUCCAUGACGAGACUGUACGUUUGUAUAUACAACAAUCUGUAAUUAUGUAUUAAUUCGUACUUUAUACAUUUUUGUAGAAACAUUUUACGAGGCGUUGCUUCGCGUCAUGGAACAUUCGUGACUAUUCUUGGAAGCGGGUGAAAUCGAUUUCGCGCGAUUCGUAUCGGUUGAACGAACAGUAUUAGAAUUGUUAAUUAGAGAUGGAGCUCAACAAUGCGUGCGUUAACAAGGUUCCUAUGCCAAAUUGAUUAGAAUGGAUAUGUGUUGCGCAUCCUAAAUAUAAUAAUAUAUUAUUUAUCGUAAGUGGAUGCAGUCGGAAAGUUUUAUUUGGCAAAGAAAUGUACAUAUAUACAUGAAAGUUGCGAAUGCGUGUUGCAAACUAUUAUAACAAUCGUUUACGUAACUGGUUGAAAGACACUCCUAUAUUCGGUAGGCGAUGUUUUGUAUCAGAAAUAAUGACAACGUAUUAAUCAAAAAACAUAAUGUGAAUAUUGCAAUGAUAUUGGAAUUGAUGUGCUUAAUAAUUAUCAGAAGUACAAAAAUGGGAUAAUGCAGAGAUGAUGUUUUUAUUUGAAAUUUAUAAGUGCUGUAAAGAAUGCAAAACAAAACACGAUAAAUUAGGCAAACUCUAUGAAUACAAAAAGAUACAGAAACAAAACUUUACAAAAACAAGUUUGUUUUUACAAAUGUAUGUAAAAGAUUGAAUUGAUGUGUGUGUGUAUGUGUGUGUGUGUGUGUGUUUCUACGCAUGUAAAUAAAUAUAUCUAUGAAUAAAAGAAGCUAGGAUUUAAGAAAUUAAGGAUUCAUAGAUCAAUAAACGAUAGAAAAGUAGAAUAAAUGAUACAUAAUGCCAAGAAUUUGUAAAAUUAAAACUUUGUGAUCUGAAAAAAAUCCGAGUAUCAUACGAUUACAUAUCACAAGUUUAAAUCCAUCUUAUAUAUAAUAUUAUAUAUUAUUAUAUUAAAGUAUUAUAAUUGUAUAAUAUACAUGUUUCAAAAUAUUGAAAAUAUUUCAUGUUUGAACGAUUCAUGACUCCAUAAAAACGAGCUAUCUCUUUAUUAUCUCAUUAUGUGCUUUCGUAUCUGAACUGGAUAAAAUAAUGAUGUUGAAUAGCGGAAUGAGAAUCUAGAGGCCUCUUUUAUGUGCAUGUGUUUUCUGUUGUAAUAUCACAUAAACGAGGCACGCAUAAACAAGAAGGGUUUAAACAUUUCAGUAUCCUGUAUAUACUAUUAAAUGGCUGAAAGAAUGCACGAGUGUUCCUCGACCAGGAAAUAACAUUCGUUGAUUAAUUAUUAAGCGAACACAUCGACGAUACGACGCGACCAAUUUAUUGAAUCUCAGAGUCUUUUUUUGUCACAUAAGUUUCGUCAUUACGCGCAAUGCACGUGGACCUUUUGUUAUAUCCUUCAAGUGCAGAUACCUAUUCCUCUUUCCUUCUCUUUAUUUUCUACGAUAUCUAGAUCUGUAGAUCGAGAAAUCCAUUAAAUACGAUCUUUGCAGCAAAUAAAAAGAAUGCUCUUUAAAACUAAAAAAAUAUAAAAA
This is a messenger RNA of Monomorium pharaonis (pharaoh ant), 12690 nucleotides long. RefSeq names its product multiple epidermal growth factor-like domains protein 8 (gene Megf8). NCBI's taxonomy places the organism in Eukaryota, Metazoa, Arthropoda, Insecta, Hymenoptera, Formicidae. The record is from RefSeq and is a predicted model, not a curated record. Gene Ontology annotation, molecular function: calcium ion binding; protein binding. Bases 1204 to 10326 code for a protein of 3040 amino acids. The transcript has 16 exons.